UCACGUCUAAACGAUCCACAGUCCAAUUUUGGGAUGUUUGGACUCAGUUAAGAAGUAAUAAAUUAAGAUGCGUAUCGCAAGGUCAUUAAUUCGUGUUAUGACAUAAACAGGAUGUCGUUUUUAUUUGCGCUGCACCCGAAUCGGUAGGUGGCGAUAGUGAUAGCUAGCGAGGGUUUGACAGUCUGAGUGGAAUUGAAAGAAGAAACUCAACCGGCCACCAGUCUGCACUGAAAGAGUGUCACGUACGUGAGAACUGCCCACUUUCCUCAGGGUCAAGAUGCAGACGCCAGCACAGUCCAUCAUUCACAGUGGCUACUUCCACCCAACUCUCAGAUCCUGGCAGACCUGUGCCACAGAUAUAAAAGCAGAAAACUUAAUUUACCCAAUUUUCAUCACAGACGGUGCCGAUGCCGUGGAGCCUAUUGCUAGCCUGCCCGGACAAGCCAGAUAUGGGGUGAACAAACUGGAGGGAAUGUUGCGGCCACUUGUAGAGAAUGGCUUGAAAUGUGUGUUGAUCUUUGGGGUCCCUGCAAAUAUAGCAAAGGAUGACAGAGGAUCAGGGGCAGACACAGAUGACACACCAGCCAUGAUGGCCGUGAAGAAGAUCAGAUCCCUCUUCCCCGAUCUGCUUGUAGCGUGUGACGUCUGCUUGUGUCCCUACACGUCACACGGUCACUGUGGUAUCUUGAACGAAGAUGGUUCUCUGAACAAUGAUGCUAGCUGUUUAAGACUAGCAGAAGUGGCACUAGCCUACGCCAAAGCCGGUUGUCACAUAAUUGCUCCCUCUGAUAUGAUGGAUGGCAGAGUCGGUGCCAUCAAACAAGCACUGCUUUCUAAUCUUUUGGGAAACAAGGUCUCAGUUCUAAGUUAUAGCGCCAAGUUUGCCUCAUGUUAUUAUGGUCCUUUCAGAGAUGCUGCACAGUCCAAGCCAGCUUUUGGGGACAGGCGCUGCUACCAACUCCCUCCGGGUGCGAGAGGGCUUGCCAUUCGAGCUGUGGAGCGAGAUGUAAGAGAAGGAGCUGAUAUGCUGAUGGUGAAACCAGGUCUGCCAUAUUUGGACAUUGUGAGAGAAGUCAAGGACAAGUUCCCAGCUCAUCCCCUUGCUGUGUACAAUGUGUCGGGGGAGUUUGCCAUGAUGUGGCAUGGAGCGCAAGCUGGAGCGUUUGACUUGCGAGCCGCUGUGAUGGAGGUCAUGACUGCCUUCCGCAGGGCAGGUGCUGACAUCAUCAUCACAUACUACACCCCUCAGUUGCUGAACUGGUUGAAAGAGUGAAGAAUGAAGAACUGAGCCUCCCUUAAGAAGAUAUUGUCUCCUAUUAAGCUAAUGUCUCCUAUUAAGCUAAUGACCAAAAAUCUGCACUUGAAAAUGUCAGGGUAAUACGCUUUUGGCAAAUUCAGUAGAUUUGGGCAUUUAUUUAAAAUCUAUAGUGGAAAACCGUAAGAAUGUGUUCUUCUGUUAUUAUUAUUUUUUUUUAUUCUAGAGAGCCUAAUAUCACAGUUAUAAACACUAUAUAGUACACUACUCACAAAAAGUUAGGGAUGUUGAUGAAAUUUCAGGAAGAACAUAAAAUGCACGAUAACCUUUUACAGUUCAACUUAAUUUGACCUUUUCCAAACCUUUAAAUGCUCAUGUUAAGAGUAUGGUGCAUUUUAGGUUCAUCUUAAAAUUUCCUGCGAAAGUUAAUUUCCUAAGGUUUUUGUGAGUAGUGCAUGUCUGUCUCUAAAGGGCUGAACACUGAAAACGUAACAGUUAAUCAUAGAUGUUGUUACUGUUUUCUUAAACACUAUCUGCGCUGUCAUUCGGAUCGUCAUUACAUGACAUUUGUGACCACAACCCCUUUGCACUAGAAAUUAAAGUGUUUAUUCAGAGCUCUUACUGUUGUGCCAACGUGUCGAACAUGAGGCUUGCGGGCAAGAUCCGGCCCUCCGCAUUAUUUGAUGUAGCCGGUGAAAGCUUGCCCACAAUUUAUCCUUGACUUCUGUUUAAAACUAGCCAUAACAAUUGUGUUAACUAAAUGCCGGGGCAAUUAUAUAAUAUGAGGUGCUUAUUAGGAUUCCCUCACAGAACAUGUUCGGUACGGGAAAGAAGUGUAACUGUCUCGUGCUUGAGCCACACAACUAGUUUGUUUAUAAAAAUUAAAAAAAAUGCAGCUCAGCAUCUAGCCAGCGAGCAUCACAGCUUUCAAUGUUUUUUUUAAAAAAAUAAACAGCCUCUCCCAAGUUCUUUUUAUGGCAUAAUAAUUAAGACUGCUCAAAUUGUUGCUGUUUCACUUGUCCGCAUCCUUUAUUUCUAAAAAAGACAAACUAAUGAUGUUGCAGUUUUCUAAAAAGAUAAGAUCUUAAGCUGUUGAUGUUUCAUUUAAAUGUUAUUAAACCUGGCUCUUUUUACAGAUGACAAGCAUUUUGCAUAUUGUUGUUCACUUACUGUACCAAAUCAUAAACUUAAAACCAAGGUAUGUACUACAACUAACCAACAUUUUUGGCAUGCUGUUCCACCACUAGCAAUGUGGUUUCACAGCUAUAACUGACCCUGUACAUAGAACAAAGAUAAUGUUACUGAAAAAAAAAAAUAUAUAUAUAUAUAUAAUAAACAAAGCUGUCUAGCAUUGGCUCUGGCUUUUAUGCUAUCAAAACAUGUUCCCAUGUUGCUAACAUUGUGAAAUGGUUAAAAAAAAAGCUUAAUCAGAUCAUAAAAACUGACAAAUACACCUUUUUUUUUUUAGAUGUAGAAUUUUUGAACACCGCAAAUCAUUUGUGGAGCAAACAAGAAACAAUUAUCUUAAAUAAAGCGAUGG
Molecule: messenger RNA, 2795 nt
Organism: Phycodurus eques (leafy seadragon)
Lineage: Eukaryota; Metazoa; Chordata; Actinopteri; Syngnathiformes; Syngnathidae
Gene: alad
Product: aminolevulinate dehydratase
Exons: 12
Coding region: 278-1273 (331 amino acids)
Biological process (GO): heme biosynthetic process
Cellular component (GO): cytosol
Molecular function (GO): zinc ion binding; porphobilinogen synthase activity
Source: RefSeq, a predicted model, not a curated record